AUGAACGUCGUCAGCCUCCUGUGCUGCCUCAGCCUGCUGCUGGUGGCAGCUGCCGCCCAGCAGCCCAAGCCCUGUGGAGGGACGGCGGAGUACUUGUGCCACCAAGCACGACGUGCCAAACUUGCAAAAUCCACCUGGCCAAACCCAAUUGGCGAAGCGCAGGUGGGUGCCGAUGGUGCCAUCAUGUCCACCGGAAGGAUCAAAUAUGACGCUUUUGGUCAGAGGGUGCUUGUCAGAAACUUAGUGACGGCUGGCAAUCACACUUUCAGUGUGGAGCACCUGAUGCUUUUCAAGCAGAAUGUCUACUAUGAGAUGGACUGGAGCAGAUUCUCUUGCCAGAAGAAGAAGCUGGAUCCCAGCUUCAUUCCCAUGCAGGUCCCCGCUGAUGCUAAUCAUAUGGGUCAAGUGGUCAUAGGCUCCUUGUCUUCCUGGGGAAUGGGUGUGACAGUCAACACUUGGUAUGGAGCUCUUCCACCUAACGGCAUGUACAUGCAUGUGUUCACUGACGCUGGCUGCUUCCCCGCCACCCUCUUGGCCUUCACACCAGAGUCUGGAUGGACCGCCGUCAGCACCUACAACUGGGUACUGGGCACCACAGAUCCCAUGGACUUCCUUCCUCCUUUCUUCUGUGGCAAGUCUCAGCUGGAGGAGACGGAGAAAGCAGACACUUUCUUCACGGCUUUGGAGUCUCUGGCCAAGCAGUCCACCAGCAAGCAGUAA
Messenger RNA from Myripristis murdjan (pinecone soldierfish), 720 nucleotides. Its product is annotated as ependymin-like. Gene Ontology annotation, cellular component: extracellular region; lysosome. The record is from RefSeq and is a predicted model, not a curated record. Gene Ontology annotation, molecular function: calcium ion binding. Bases 1 to 720 code for a protein of 239 amino acids. NCBI's taxonomy places the organism in Eukaryota, Metazoa, Chordata, Actinopteri, Holocentriformes, Holocentridae. Gene Ontology annotation, biological process: cell-matrix adhesion. The transcript is spliced from 6 exons.